AUGAAAGAACUGGAGAAAAUGGGGACUGUGCUAAGGGAAGAAUCUGAGAAAGUAGGUCUAACUAUAAGUGAAAAUAAAACAAAGUUCAUGGUAGUAGGAAGAAGAGCUCAUUUAGGACCAAAUCAUCUAAAAAUCGGAAAUCUAACAAUACAGAAGACAGACACAUUCAAGUACCUUGGUGUCAAUAUCAACCAACAAAACCUUACAGAGCAGGCAAAAAUAGGAAUAUAUCAGACCAUCGUGAAGCCAAUAGUGUGCUAUGCAAUGAGUGUGAAAAUUAACAGUCUAAGAUGGUACAGACAUGUGAGGAGGAGAGGGGAGAACACGGUAAUAAAGGCUGUAAUUAAUGGAGAAGCUGCAGGAAAGAAACCACUGGGACGCCUGAGAAUGAGAUGGAAAGAUAAUACCAUGGGAGACAUGCAGAUACUGGGUCUGCGAGAUGAAGAUGCAGAUGACAGGAAAGUGUGGAAGGCUGGACUGAGUGAGGACUGGCUGCAGUUGUGUGACCUGUAUAAGAAAAGAGUGAAACUGAUAUCUUGGAAGAGGUCUGGUCAUUUUAAAAAUAAUAUAUGCAUAUCAGAUGUGCUAUUAAACAAAGUGGCCCCUUAA
Molecule: messenger RNA, 609 nt
Organism: Schistocerca piceifrons (Central American locust)
Lineage: Eukaryota; Metazoa; Arthropoda; Insecta; Orthoptera; Acrididae
Exons: 4
Coding region: 1-609 (202 amino acids)
Source: RefSeq, a predicted model, not a curated record